UAUCCACCAUCAAUAUAGAGCACAAGUUUGAUGAACAACCGGUCGUUCCAGCGGAAAUUAAAGGACGCAAACUUGGCUAACCGGUUGCACCGGUAGCUCAACCGGUGAAUUUAAGAAUAUACCUUAUGGUAGUACGAAACGUCAAAAGUCAAAACAUUCUUUUAAAACACGUGUACCUAAAAAUAGUCAUCGCUCAAUAUCAUUUUUAACAUAAAAAAUGGGAAAGUUUCGAAGUAAACUAAAAGGACAAACUAAAGGAAAAAGGUGGCCCAAAGGGCAAAGCUCUAGCUCUAAUCCUGAAACAAGAAAGUACAGGGAUUUGGCGAAAUCACGAUUUUUCCAGGAAAAUUUAGGUCCGAGUGGUUUGACGCUAGACGCUUUGAAAAAGCAUGAUGCAGUGCAAGCCUACAAAUGUGAAAAAGCGGAAUCUAUCAAGAUGGAUGAAAAUAUUGAGAUUUAUGCUGCCUCAUCAAGUGGAACACAGACUUUUAUGUCAAUGAAAUCAUUUGCAUCAGAAUGGUCAGACUGCAGCAACAUAUCCUUCAAUAGAUUCCUCAAUGUAUUUCAAUCUGAUUCUGCACUACACAAGGAAAUGCUGGCAAUUUUAGCUGCAAUUGCAGAGGUUAUCAAGCAAAAUGGAGGUACAGAAUCGUCUACAGAAUAUUUUUGUGCAUUGAUAUCUACGCUAGAGCAGCUCUACAAUAUAGAAGAAAGAAACGAAACCCAAGUAACUGCAGUGAUGUCUCUAUUAAACAUGGGUAUCAAAUCAGUACCAGCUGGAGUUUUAACAGCUAAGUUCAAUGAUGUUACAAUGAAAAUGCUGCACAUUUUAAAGGAUUACUCAGACUCUGAUAAUAAUAUAAUUAUUAAGUCAACCUUAGGAGUCUUGGCAGAGCUGUUAAAAACACAAGAACUAGCAACUUGGAGUCAUGAUUCUACUGUCCAGAUUUUCAGUGCAAUUGUAAAUCCUUUUAGUAUCCAUUCAAAACCUAAAUGGAGAAAAGCAGCUCAGCAUGCAGUAUCAACUGUGAUAAAUGCAAGUCCAUUCUCUAGAGCAGGAUCCAAUCCACCAGCAGAUAAAGCAGCUGAAUUUUGUGAACAGACAUUAGAGGCCUGUAUGGGCGGGAACUCAGAGAAUGUUCUUGUAUCUUCAGUUCAAGCAGGUCAGACGACGAUUCUUCAUACGUUGGGAUUGAUGAAGGAUAUAAUUACAAAGUUCUCCAAAUCUCACAUCAAGGCUUGCUGUGAGACCAUUCUACGACUCAUGACACUGAAUUACCCAAUAGUAACUUCAUGCGGUUUGCAAGUACUUCAUUCAUUAUUUUCAUCACAAACAGCAGUUGUUCCUGCUAAGCUGAAUGCACAGUUGAUUUCUGCUUUGUACGAGUACCAACCCUCCACUUCGGAUGUCCAGCCAACCUUAGCAUGGGUUGCUGUCAUGCAACAAGCACAUAUUCAUUUGACAGAUGUUGAUAAAGGCAUUGCAAGUUCAGCGUUACCCAAAAUCAUCGAGACACUCACAGAACUAUGGCUGUCUGAAAAAUCUGAGGUGAUGACUUGCGCUACACAUGCACUGGAUGUUCUGUUGAAGGAUGCUUUGGCAUCGCUAUGUGAAACAAAUCAGUUGGUAGAACAGUACAAGUCAAAGAUCGAGAAAUGCAUACACAUCAUUCAGCUAGGGCUGGGUUACCAAUACAAUACUGUCUGGCAUCAAGUAUUGUACAUUAUUAAAAUUUUAUUUGAGGUGACUGGAGCUACCUGUAGCCAUUUAUUGUUGGAUAUGCUGAAAUCCUUAGCAGAACUCAGAGAUUCAUAUAAAUUUAGUUACAAUAGUGAAUUGGAAUAUGCUGUGGGAGCUGCCAUACGCUAUAUGGGACCAGAAGCUGUGUUGGGUGUUAUUUCUUUAAAGAAACCAAAUGGUGAACUGAACAUAGAUAGAUCCUGGUUGUUGCCAGUCCUUAAGGAAAAUAUAAAAUGCUCUACACUCGACUAUUAUGUGAAAGGGAUUUUGCCACUGGCAUUGUUUUGUCAGAGAAAAUCGGCAGAACUGGCUCAAGUAAACGACGGCAUCGGAGCUCAUAGUUCCGAAUUAUUGUAUUUACAACUUUGGAAUUUACUACCUUGUUUUUGUAACCAUCCGACCGACAUUGAGGAAAACUUCAAAUCUAUAGCUAAGAUUCUGGGUACUGCUAUCUCUGAUAAGAAGGAAUUGCGACUGGCAGUAAUGGCAGCAUUGAGAAAGCUUAUUAUAAGUGCAAAAUAUAGUGGCAAUGAAGGGGAUACCAAGGAGUUGAGCAGAUUCGAUAAAAAUUACCUCCCUAUAUUAUUUAAUGUGUACUCAACAAAGCCUAUUGGUACAGAUGAAGAAAGUCAAAGAUUAGCCGCCUUUGAUACGAUUAAGCUAUAUUUAACAAUCGCAAGGCCCGAACUGACACAACAACUGUUUAGUCACGCGAUAGAGAAGCUGAACGCCCCUUCUGAUGAGCCUGAAGAUCACUACAUAAAAGAGAGUAUUUUGGAUCUGAUUAGAGCUUUAGUAUCUUACCAAAACAAAGAAAAUGUAGAAUUGCUUUAUGAUCAAUGUAUAAAGUUGCUACCCGAUAUAAAGAGCAAUAAAGAACAGAAAAAGGCUUAUAGGUUAUUGGAGGAGAUCUGUGCCAGCGAAUCAGAGAGUUGUAAGGUGUUCGUGAAGAGUCACCGAAAAGAGGUACAAAGGAUGCUUAUGAAAUCCCUUGACACAGCGGUUACGUCAAGCAAAGGUGCGAGACUGCGUUGUUUGAACUACCUUAUCAAAGCUCAGCCACAACUAGACCAUGACAGCAAAUUGAUCAAGUCUGUGAUACCGGAAGCCACGCUGUGUUGCAAGGACAUCAAUCAGAAGUGUCGCCAGACAGCCUACGAGCUACUAAAUGCUGUCGGUAACACAUUAAUGGCACAUGACAGUAUGAGGGAAUUCGUCGGUUUGGUCAUUGGAGGAUUGGCUGGAACGCCGCAUAUGAUGAGCUGUACAGUUUUGGCAAUGGCUUCAAUUCUGCACAACUUUUCGGGUGCUUUAGGUAUGGAUAAUAUAAAAUUUAUGUUGGAGAACAUUUCUACUCUUACCUCGUCAGCUACUAGAGAAAUCGUGGGAUCAUGUUUGAGUUUUCUGAAGGUAUACAUAACUACUCUACCUUCUCCAAUGGUAGCAAGUUCUCUAGAAAUACUGAUGGAAGCUCUGACUAGCAUGACGGACGAUUGUAAAAGACAUUUUAGGAUUAAAACAAGAGACAUUUUAGAUCGACUAGUAAGGAAAUACGGUUGCGAAGCCCUAACGCCUCACGUACCGAUGAGCGACACUGUCAUGUACAAGCGGCUGAGGAACCUUAGAAAAUUAAAUUCUCGCAAGAAGAGAAGGAAUCAACAAGAGAAAGAAGCUGAAGAGUCUAGUGAAGAUGAAGACUUUACUGUUAAAGCAAAACCGAAGAGUGUGGAAGAUAUACUGGCAGAUUCUGAUUCAGAGUUUGAUGAGAUGGAGACAGAUGAACCAAAAAUUAAAAAUAGGAAACAACCUAGCACAUGGAUUGAAGAAGAACCAGAAAACAUUAUUGAUUUCACUGAUCCUACAAUUAGCAGUAAAAUUACAGCUACCAAGCCUGGCCAGGCUCCUCAACCACUUGCAGAAAAGAAAAAGAAAGAAAAAGAUAGAGGAUUCAAAACAGCCUCGGAUGGAAGAUUGAUUAUAAAAGACGACUCUUCUGACAGUGAGUCCGAUGUCAAGAAAAACAAAUUGAACUUUGAUUCUGACACAGAGUCUGGGGAUGAUAAUAUAAGUAAGGCGGAAACAGUUCUCUUGACAGAUAGAAAAAGGAAGAGAAGCUCUGCUAGCAGUGUAAAAAGUGGAAUGAGUUCUGCUAGUCAACCCCCGAUGAAGUACAGGACUGGAGGUAUUGGUAUUCAUAGGUAAGAUAAGAAUCAAGCUUCUCUAAAAUAAAAACCCAACUCAAGAACCUCCAACAUUUUUUCAUAAAAUACUGUGUUCUUUAUAUUUUUUAAUGACAACCUACAUAAUUAGCCUGAAUUGACGUUCGUAUCGAAUAUAAGAAACCAUGUUUGUAAAAAGGUAAUUAGGAUGUGCAAAAUCUUCGUAUCGACGUUAACUGGAUUAAUUUUUAGACCUGUAGGUGCAUCGACGUCUUCCGUACAUAGUGGAUACAGCUGUGUAGGUUCAGAUUACAAAGCCAAGAAAGCUAAAGGCGAUGUGAAAAAGAAGGGAAAACCAGACCCAUAUGCUUAUCUACCAUUGAAGCGAUCUACAUUGAAUAAAAGGAAAAGAAGUAAGGUUGCUGGUCAGUUCAAAAAUAUAGUGAAGGCGGCCAAAAAGGGGGCAUUAAAAGGUGCUAAAGUGAAGAAAAAUAAAAAUAAGAAAUAACGUGUUAAUAGUCUUUAUAUUAAAAAACUAGUUGUGAGAUGUUUUUUCUUUAUUAUUGGUAGUAUAUAAUUACAACUAUCAUUAUAACAAGUACGGAAAACAAUUAAAAUAUUUAUUCAAAAUAUACUGUUUUCAAAUGAUUUUCAACUGUCUUCAACAUUGUCUUCUAAAAUCUAUAAUAAAAAAAUCACAUUUUGCCUGAAAUCAGAAUUCAUGACAGCGUAGAAAUUAUAUGAAUAGCCGAAGUAAAAAUAUAAUACAUCUGAAACAUCAAUAUAAAAAAC
Acanthoscelides obtectus is the source of this 4692-nucleotide messenger RNA. Lineage: Eukaryota; Metazoa; Arthropoda; Insecta; Coleoptera; Chrysomelidae. The record is from the annotation of a GenBank genome assembly.